AGUGUGGUAAUAUCAAUAUAUAUUUCGUUACCACCCAAUACCAUAUGGUAUAGAGUCAUAAUAUCAAUAUAUAUUAUCUAAAAGGAAAAAAAACAGAAGGAGGGAGAGGGAAAAAAACUCGUCUUCUAUUUCGUCUCAUUUCCUCCGCAAUCAAGAACACCAAACGCCAAAAAGGGAGAAAGACCGAAAUUGAGGCCAACGAGUUGAUGAAGAGACAAAAAAACGCAAUGAAAGAGGGUGGCUGCAAAUUUUCUUCGUCGAUUGCUGGAGAGAGCAAAACGAAAAAAGAAGAGAAGGAAGCAGAUCUAGAUAUGGAGAAAGAGAUUGGAGAGAAAAAAAAGGAACAGAGAAAGAGAAAUGAUAGAUUGAGAGAGAAAAAGGAAGGGAGAAAGAGAAAAGAGAGUUGCAGAGAAAUGAUUCUCUCUCCUCCUUUGAAAAAGCAGUCAUUAAAAGUGGUCUCCUUUUUUUGAAAAAACGUCCAUUAAACUUGGAAUAUAAUAAAAAUAAAAAUUCAUAAACGGACAAAAAUGCCCUUCUGGACCCCGCAUUCAGCCCAGCCGCAUGAUUGAUCCACCCCUAGAUCUACGGUCCUAAGGUGGUUACUCACUGGUGAUUAACAAAGGGUUACUCACCCUAUCUCAAGCCAUAGGUUAGGGCGCGAACAUCUAAUUUGUUAGUAUGAUAGUAAAACUAGCUCCAAUCAGUAGGAACAUUUCAUUUUGGUGACUUCUUUAUUUCAGUGGGUUGACAACAAUUAAUGGUGAUUUAUAAAGGGAGGGGCAAGUUUGUCAUUAUUAAAUAUUAGUUCAAAAAAAUAUUAGGAGGCACACACAUGUAAUGAUGUGCAUUAAUUUCACAUCACGCGCCUCAGCACAAGUAUUAUGUAGCAUACCCCGAAACAAAAAUCAGAAACACAACAAACCACACAACAAACGCCAUAAACCAGACCAAAAGGUUAUCAAGCAGGCUACAAACCUCACAACACCACCAAAUUCAUAAAACAUACCAUAAAACUCAAAGCAGAUCACAAAUUCCCUCAAUCAGACCAGAAACCUCGUAAAGCAUCCACAAGUUCCUUAAAGCAAACAACAAAUUUCUCAAAGUAGACCAAAACUUUCAUGAAUCAUACAAGAAACCUCAUAAAGGCAUACCGGAAGUUCAUUAAAACAUACCACAAGUUUCUUAAAGCAGACAAUAAGUUUAUUAAAGUAGAUCACAAGUUCCCUCAAACAAACUAGAAUCCCAUAAAGUAUACCACAAGAUUAUUAAAGUAGACUAUAAGUUUUUUAAAGCAAACCGGUAAUCUCAUAAACCAGACCACAAGUUCCAUGAAGCAGACAACAAGUUACUUAAUUAAAGUAUACCUAAAGUUCCCUAAAGCAUAUCAGGAACCUCAUAAAACAUACCACAAGUUUCUUAAAGUAGACAAUAAGUUUAUUGAAGUAGACCAGUUACCGGAAAUAGACCAAAAACUCCAUAAAGUAUACCACAAGUUUAUUAAGGAGACCACAAGUUUUUAAAGCAGACAAUUCUCAAAAAGAUCACAAGUUCAAUGAAGCAGACUAGAACCUUAUUAAGCAUACCACAAGUUUAUUAAAUCAAAUUAUAAGCUACUUAAAAUAUACCAUAAACAUCAUAUAACAUACCACAAAUUUCUUAAAGAAGACAAGAAACCUCAUAAACUUGGACCUAUGUAUAAAUUUUUAAAAGUUUAGGUAUCAAAACGUAAGAAAUAGAAUUUAUAGAUACUAAAAUGUAAUUUUCUAUCAAUAUUUCUAGGUCUUAUAUACAAAAAAUGAUAAUUUUUUAUUAAAUCUAUUAAGUUUAGGUGUCAAACAAUAAUUUGCAUAUGGAACCCUAAUCUGUGCGGAUAAACGGGAGGGGGAAGGGAGUUGUUAUGAAUGGGUACUUGCUAUACUUUAAUGAAUUAUAUUAGCAUGGUGCUAACACCCUUAUCCAGUCCUCGACCACUCUAGAUGUUAAGCACUAGUUGGUUUAAUAAUUUAAAUUGUUGAAUACGUAAAAAGAAAUUAUGCUAUUUCAUUAUCUUGUGCUUUAAAUAUAAUGUAAAUCCAUGAUUUUAAAGUUUUCAUAUGAAUAUUAUACCAAGUGUUUAAAAUAUAAGUUCAUAUUUUAGGAAUUAAACAUGUUAAUAUUCAGGUCCAUGAGACUUUGAGCAGUAAACCUUUUGGCCAAAGCAUUGAUAAGAACGACUUCUUUUAAUAACUCUAGUUAUGGUAAAAAUACUAAAAUGAUGAUGAAUCUCCUAGGAGCUAGCCUUGUAUGUGUCCAUUAGUACAAGGUUUUUUGGAAUGGUUCCCAAAUGAAAAUUUAUACGCGGACAAUAUUGUAUAUUUGUAUUAAUUAAUGGGAUGUGAGUGAUCCCAACAAAUGAUAUCAUAACCUAAUUCACAUCUGGAUUGUAAUGGUGGACUUUAAUUUGGUGAACCAUCACUCUAUAACCUAGCAAUUAGAGAUUUGUGUCAGAAAUAUUAAAGGAUAUCUAUAUUUUUCUUGCAAAUCAACGAAGAUCUUCAAAUGGCGAUUCCUUAUAUUGAAAAAUUAGGUGAGACAAGAUGGUCGUUAGAUCAAGAUAAUUGUUGAAGAGGAGAACACAAAGUUUCUGAUUCUUGAUUGGAGGGGAGGAUUGUUGGGGGUACAAUCCAAUUGCCAAAUUUGGAGAAAUAAAGGAAAGUUUUCUUUUAUUAAUUAAUAAGAUGCCUUUUCGAAAGGUGUCCAAAAUCAUAUAUGCGCAAGCUUACCUAAAAAGGAUAAUAUCGUACAAAGACUGUCUGGUGUCAACGCAUGACGAAGCCUAAAUGUCUAAUGCUACUUGAUUUUGUUUCUAAUGAAUCAUGGUAUUAUUUUUUACCAUGAACAAUGAAUAUAAUCCUGGUAUUGCUACAUAUAGGACGACAAAGACUUAGUCGAUCAACAACCUUGUCAUCAUGAAUUCUUCGAUUCAUUUAAGAAGCUUUUCAAGAAAUAUUGUCACCAUGUAAAACUUGAUCUUCAAGUAAAAUUUAACUAAAGUUCCUGAAGACUUUGACUAACAAGCCCUUAUAUAUGUAGGACAAAUUCCCAUUAUCAUAUCGGGGUUUUUGUUUUCCCAUAUCUUGUUCUGUUUUACUUUUGAUUUUCCCUCUCAUUGCAAGAAAGAACACCUCAGCACAUCUUCUUCUAAUCUUCUUACAUCAUAAUCCAUAUUUUAUAAAUCCACAUAUAAAAGUACAGCAGAACAGAGUCAAUUAGCUAGCUUAAUGUGUGUUUGUGUGCACGAAAUCCCACAAAUCUCGGAGAUUAAUUACGAAGCAAUUUUAUAAGAACAGAAAAUUUACGACCCUGCCCUCGGAACCUGUGAUCAAGUCGAUGACAAUCAUAAUAUAUCUAUAGCGUAGACUUAUAACAAGUAAUUCCUAUCCUAGCUUGAUGAUUUGACAUUUUGAAUUCCUUAACCUGAAACCGCGUCCCGCGUUCGUAUACUUCCCUCACGCCUAUAAAUAGCUUCAUUCCCACCCGCCAUUUAACCACACCAAAAAACCCCACUUCUCUAACUUGCAUGCUCAUUCCAACCAUGGGAAAGUUUCAACUCCUCUCCGCCACCUUGGCCAUUUUCCUUUCCGCCAUAGCCAUCCCCACCACCUUCGUCGACGCCGUCGCCGUCGGCAGCGUCGUCACUCCUGCUUUCUUCAACCGCAUUCUCAGCCAGGCAGGCACCGGCUGCAAGGGCAAGACCUUCUACACUCGCGCUGCCCUCCUCACCGCCGCACGCUCCUACCCUCGCUUCGGAAACCUCGACACCGCCCUCUGGUCCAAGCGCGAGAUCGCCGCCUUCUUCGCCCACGUCACCCACGAAACCGGACACUUUUGCUACGUGGAAGAAAUAGCUCGCAACACGUACUGCUCCCCGUCGAGCCAGUACCCGUGCGCUCCGGGGAAGAAGUACUACGGCCGCGGGCCCAUCCAGCUGACGUGGAACUACAACUACGGCGCGUGCGGGAAGGCCAACAACUUCGACGGGCUGAAGAAUCCGGACAUCGUGGCCAAGAACGCCGUGAUUGCCUGGAAGACGGGGCUGUGGUUCUGGAUGAAGAGCGUCCGUCCCGUUGUGAAGCAAGGGUUCGGUGCUACCAUCCGCCGCGUCAACGGCGGCGAGUGCAACGGCGGGAGCCCUGCGGCUGUGGCGGCGCGUGUCAAGUACUACAGGGCUUACUGCAGGUCCUUUGGGAUCACACCUGGACCCAAUAUCAGCUGCUAAUUAUUAUAUUAUAUUCAAACGCUACAAUAAUAUAUAAUGUAUGUGUAGUGUACGUAGGGUUGUUUCGUUUCGUUUGGAAAAAUACUCCGACGGGGGCUAGCUAGCUACAGGACUACAGGUAGCUAGUUUUCUCCUUAAACUAAAUAAUGGAGAAAUAAUGUAACUUGACUAUGAUGUGUAACAGUACGUGUUACAAGUUCCUUAUGCUUGUUAAAUCAUGUACAAUAAGCUUAUAUUAUUAAGUUACUCUGUAAUCGUAAUUUUAGUUAUGUUAAUUAAUUGUCUUGUGUUGGCUGGAUGAACAAUUAAGAGUUUGUCCUAGCGUGUAUCUUUUAUUAUUUUUAAAUAAUUAGUCAAUGAAAGGUCGGUUAUGCCCACUUGAGGGAUAAGAAUUAUCCCGAUUAUUUUGACUGUACAUAACAAAGUCAAAAUAAAUCCGUAACUGCAGCGCCCAAACUUAAUUCGAGCCUAUUUAAACCAAUUUACAUGACCCAGAUCUCAUUGAUAGAGGUAAGUUUGAGUUAUUUUAUUUUUACUCCUCAAUGCAUUUUCUUCACAUUAUAAAAUAAUCAUUGUCCAUAAAUUUUAUUUUGUACGUACUGUGAUUUACUCGAAAACUCAAGCGAUAUGUGAUACCUUUAAAUGCGUGCUGAUGAUGCAUUUUUCCAUAUUGCAAAGGGUUUAACCCAAUUGUCUACAAAAUAAUAUCACUUCAACAAUAAAAGGACGCAGGCCGGAAACGGAAGCAAAUACGAAGGAAGUGUACCGGCGGCGCUUCGUGGGACAAGCGGCGGCCACAGGACAAGACCGCGCGGGGAAAAGUUUUGGGAAUGGAGGGAUUCCUAGAUAAUUAGGGGUAGUGCAUUGCUCUUGAAUCUUGUCCAAUUUUUGGAUAGAAAGGCGAUAAGGGAAAAAUUGUUGUGAAUUAUUGUACAGUGAAAUGUUAAGGGGUUAUUCUAUGGAGAAAUUUUGUACAUAGAAAUAACAUACAUAAUUUUUUGUACAUCGAAAAAUUUUGUACAUAAAACAAAUUUGUAUAGAAAGAUUUGUACAAAAAAUAGAUAUUGAGAAAUUCGGUAAAAAUUAUGAGCGCGUUUAAAAAAAAAUUAUCACAGUGCACAUCAUCUUAUGAAUAUAAAUAAAUAUUUUAUAUAUACGGCCUGUGCCAUACACAUGCGGAAAGAUUUUGCAAACUCAUCCCCAAUCUGUGGUUUUCGGGCAAUCGUGGAUACGUAAUAGCCCCCGUACAUCCUAACAUUAUUAUAUCUAAAACUUUACAUGUAAAUUUCGAAUUAUAACAUUAAGAUCAAUCAAGAGAUUGAUUGAUGAAAGGGUUUCAAACCAAAAAACAGAGCAAGGGUUUUGGGAUGGAUGAUUGAACGUGCAAUUUCAACAUAAAAUUGGGAAGAUAGUCGAUCAAUUUGAGUUGUAGAAUCUCCACCACAAUCAAGGUGGAUACUUGAUCAAUAUAGAGAUGCACUCGAUGUAACUGGAAUCCUCCAAUUAGCACGAGCAAAUUCACCGAGUAAAACUCUAUGAACAAU
Messenger RNA from Linum trigynum, 5802 nucleotides. The record is from the annotation of a GenBank genome assembly. Lineage: Eukaryota; Viridiplantae; Streptophyta; Magnoliopsida; Malpighiales; Linaceae.